UAUCCGUAUUACUUAAAUAGGGACUUAGUGUCUCGAUCUAGUUGAAGACGUAACUGUUUCUCUGCCAACAAUUUUUUAUGUCCGUUUAACCGCAUAAACGUGCGCGAACCAUGGCAGGGCGUGAUGAGAGUCUGCGCACAUGUUCCAGAGGGAGUGGCAGUCUUCUACCGACCCUCUCCAACGAUACCUUAUCGCUAUGUGGUCUAUUUGAGUCCAAUGUUGAUUUGGUGAUGGAGGUCACCAGGUUAGACAAUGUGUCUCUGUUUGUGCCUAGAGUUGUUGGUGACUGGGAACAAACAGAUGACUAUCUGAGGAGAACUGUAGAAGACAAUCACCGCCGUUGUUGGUUCGUCGGUAGUGAACUCCGUAUGUACCACCUAUAUACUUCUCAGUCUGGCAUAACUUCCCUACUUGGGUGGGCAUUGAAGUUGCCUGCUAAAACAACUAUAUCUGAACGUCGUUUUGCUUUCUGCAGCACAUUGGACAGUUUCCCGUCGAAGUGAUCCUUAAGUUCAUCCGAGGAAUGUUAGCUGACUGAAGUAGAGUUGGAGUUGGAAAGGAGUUAAUCAGACCAGGUGAAAACGUGGAAUCAAGCACUGAAGUCCUUGAGAGUUGUUUUGAGCCACAUAGGGGGUAGGU
Molecule: messenger RNA, 639 nt
Organism: Trichobilharzia szidati
Lineage: Eukaryota; Metazoa; Platyhelminthes; Trematoda; Strigeidida; Schistosomatidae
Source: the annotation of a GenBank genome assembly